AUGACUGAAGCUCAAGCGUCAACCCCCCAGCAGGGCCUGACCUCUGCCCAAGCUCCCCUCCAGUGCCAGAAAGUCUCGGAUAUCAUUCGGUCCUUCCGCCCUAUGAAGGGAUUCAACACUACCAAGAAAGAACUCGGAACCAAGUUCGUUACAUCUCUGGAUUUUGACGAUCAGGGCGAUCACCUAGUCAGCGCGGGCGAUGAUGAGGCCAUACAUCUCUUUGAUGUUAAGGAAGGCAAGCAUAGCAAGACAGUGGCCAGCAAGAAGUACGGUGUUCAUCUCGCGCGAUUUACCCACCACUCUCGCCAGAUCCUCCAUGCGAGUACCAAAGUUGAUGACUCUCUUCGAUUGCUUGAUACACAUAAUGAGGGAUAUAUUCGCUAUUUUGCUGGGCAUACCGACAAAGUCACCUCCCUUAGUCUUUGUCCUGGCAGUGACGCUUUCAUAUCCUGCUCCAAAGAUGAUACUGUGUUGAUCUGGGACCUGAACUCUCGAAACCCUCAAGGCAAACUGAAGCUCGCGACUCCAUACUUGUCCGCCUUUGAUCCUUCCGCCUCCGUGAUCGCAAUUGCCUCUCAGUCUACCUCUUCGGUGGUUCUUUACGAUUUCCGCAACUUUGACAAAGCCCCCUUUGCCACCUUCGAUCUUGGGCCCUUUGAAGAAAAGUUCACACCUACGACCCGAGGACGAGGCUGGACUCGACUUGAGUUUUCGAAUGAUGGAAAAUUCCUGAUGCUUGGGACAGACUUCCAUGGCCACUAUAUCCUCGAUGCCUUUACUGGUGAGAUCAAGAGCUUUCUGAUAGGCAAGGCUGGGUCUUCUGGUCGUGCUGCACCAGUUUCCUCCACUGGAAAACCUCUUGGUCAGGGAGAUGCAUGCUUUACUCCCGACGGGCGAUAUGUCGUUGGUUGCAAUGGCGAACAAGGCGAUCUGCUCGUGUGGGACAUGCAGCAGCCUGCCGAGCCAAAUGGAACAUUGGAACCGACUACUAAGCUGCACUACCGAAACCGAGCUAGUCUGGUUGAAUUCAACCCGCGAUACAAUAUGCUUGCUUCUGCCGAUAAGGAAGUCGUUUUCUGGGCUCCAACCGAAGCAGAGAAGUAA
This is a messenger RNA of Penicillium antarcticum, 1104 nucleotides long. Its product is annotated as WD-repeat containing protein SWD2. Lineage: Eukaryota; Fungi; Ascomycota; Eurotiomycetes; Eurotiales; Aspergillaceae. Gene Ontology annotation, molecular function: protein binding; chromatin binding. The transcript has 3 exons. The record is from RefSeq and is a predicted model, not a curated record. Gene Ontology annotation, cellular component: Set1C/COMPASS complex. The coding region runs from base 1 to 1104 and encodes 367 amino acids.